Pecten maximus is the source of this 2284-nucleotide messenger RNA. Its product is annotated as receptor-type tyrosine-protein phosphatase S-like. The transcript is spliced from 20 exons. NCBI's taxonomy places the organism in Eukaryota, Metazoa, Mollusca, Bivalvia, Pectinida, Pectinidae. The record is from RefSeq and is a predicted model, not a curated record. Bases 656 to 2284 code for a protein of 542 amino acids. Gene Ontology annotation, biological process: protein dephosphorylation. Gene Ontology annotation, molecular function: protein tyrosine phosphatase activity.
GGAAAGAUCGAUUUGCUGGAUACGAGGUGUAUCUUUCAAACACAACCGCGAGACGUCGUGAAGAUCGCUGUUUCAUCGAUGAAUCACAGAGUGUCAACGAAAUCGAAAGUCAUGUCAACCACAGUGAAUGUAAUGGUACAGCACAGUACGUGACGAUAUACAACCACAGGGAAUCACCUAAACGACAAUCGUGGUAUAGUAAUGACGCCCUUCUGGAACUGUGUGAAGUAAAGGUGUAUGGAUGUGAAGUAGGGAAAUACGGAUCUGGAAACUGUGACCAAACCUGUUCCUCCAGUUGUCGGGGCGGCCUGUGUAACCCCAGUUCUGGACAUUGUUUAGACUGCCAAGACGGUUACUAUGGAUACAGAUGCGAAUCAGAAUGUUCAAAUACCUGUGGAAGUAAUGUAUGUGAGAAGGUUACUGGAUAUUGUACAGACUGCCAAGACGGUUACUACGGAAACAGAUGUGAAUCAGAUUGUCCUAAUACUUGCGGAAGUAAUGUAUGUGAGAAGGUUACUGGAGACUGUACAGACUGUCAAGACGGUUUUUACGGGUUGAGAUGCAGCAUUCAAUGUCCUGCUAACUGUAGCAGUAAUGUAUGUGGGAAGGAUCAUGGAUACUGUACAGACUGCCAAGACGGUUAUUUUGGAGAUAGAUGUCAAUAUCAAUGUCCUGUGUCACUUGUGUAAAUAAAGUAUGUGAUAAAGAUACUGGAAAUUGUAUAGUGUGUCCAGAAGGUAAGUACAAUCAGAAGUGUGAACAGCCAUGCCCGUACACAUGUGGCAAUAACAGCUGUGAGCAGAAAAGUGGAAAGUGUACUGAUUGUAAUGUUGGUAAAUACGGUCCGACUUGUGCCAACUGUUCGGUUAAAUGCUCUGCGGCAAAAUGUGAUUUCGAUGGCCAAUGCACUGACGGAUGUGUUGACGGUAGAUAUGGAGACAGAUGUGAACUGCCUUGUUUGGGAAACUGCACAAGUUGUACCCGGGAUGGAGAACAGUGUUUAGGUUGCAUUGAUGGAAUGUUUGGUAGUUUCUGUUCACGGGAAUGUGGUCAGUGUGUUGGCCAGCGCUGUAAUAUAGACACAGGUCACUGUGAAACACCAUGUCAAAUGGGUUGGACUGGUCAACGGUGUGAAGUCAAAGCCGAGAAACAGACAGAGGAUGACAGUAGCAAUGUUGGCACAUAUGUUGGAGUCGGAGGCGUUUCAAUAUUUGUCGUCAUGAUUGUGAUCAUUGCGGUAGUUUGCAUAAUCAAACGAAAAUCAUCCACAUCCGGCGAAACUGCAUCCUCACCCUCAGUGGCAUAUGGAGGGCCAAAUCCUUCAAACAACUCGAACAGACACUCGGACGAAACAGGAGGACAUGUCUAUCUUAACCUUCAAGAUGGAAGUAUGCCAGAACAAUCAGAAAACCCUGAAAAUGUGUAUUACAACGAAGGGCCAGUUGGGUUCCCCGUCAGUAUGCUGAAGACACUUAUAUCUGAGAAAAUGGAAGACGAAGAAAAGAAGUUUAUUUCGGAAUUUGAGGCAUUUCCAGUCGGUGCAAUUCAUCCUCAUGCGAUUGCAGAGAAGAAUAAGUCGAAGAAUAGAUUCAAAGCCAUAUAUCCAUAUGACCAUUCAAGGGUAAUUCUUAACACAAUACCGGGCGGAAAUAGUUCAGACUAUAUUAACGCAAACUACAUCGAUAGUGUUGAAGAAAGGAAGGUGUAUGUUGCAACUCAAGGACCACUCCCAUCUACGACCGAUGACUUUUGGAGGAUGGUCUGGACUAUAAACUCUGGAAAGAUAGUGAUGCUUACAAACCUAGUUGAAAGUCGAAAGGACAAAUGUGAGAAGUACUGGCCAGACGAAGGUGACUCCAUGACAACAAAGACAUUUGACAUCAUGCUGAACAGGGAACGAGAUUAUGCGUCUCACGUUGUCAGGAAUAUCACAGUAAUUGAUCGAAAGUCAAAAGAGAAGCGAGAUAUCCAUCAGUUUCAUUUCACCACCUGGCCGGACCAUGGGACCCCGAACACGUUAGAACUUGUCUUAUUUCAUCGUCGCGUAAAGCUGCACAAAACUACACUUCCUGGCCAGAUGGUGGUUCACUGCAGUGCUGGUAUUGGAAGAACAGGAACGUUUAUCGCCCUUGACGCGCUGUUAGAUUUCGGGAAAAAAUAUGACCGCAUCAACAUCCGCCAUUAUGUAAAUAUGAUGAGAAAGGACAGAAUGCAUAUGAUUCAAACAGAGGUGAGGAAUCAAAUUCGCAUAUUUUUCCUGAAUAAGGUCCGGGCUGUUUUAUGA